Clupea harengus (Atlantic herring) is the source of this 1919-nucleotide messenger RNA. Its product is annotated as E3 ubiquitin-protein ligase TRIM35-like. The record is from RefSeq and is a predicted model, not a curated record. The coding region runs from base 426 to 1919 and encodes 497 amino acids. The transcript is spliced from 6 exons. Lineage: Eukaryota; Metazoa; Chordata; Actinopteri; Clupeiformes; Clupeidae.
AUAACAACUGAUUCUUCCAUCUUUGUGGAGAAACAUCGCAUUAACCAUAUUUGACUAGAUCAUUAGAUACUUCCACAUUGCUUCACUAAGCACAGUCCAAUCCGGUUUUUCCAGUUCUAUGCUCUCCAUAGGCAAAUAAGGGAAGAGACAUGAAAGCAGUUUAAACCAAUCAGAAGUCUAUGAAGUUGAUCUACGGAAAAAUCAGGAAAUGAACGUUGACGCAUUAGACUUCAUGUCAGCUAUUCUGUCUAGUCAGUUCGACACUUUUAGUCAAGAGAUCUAUUUUAGUCUAGAAGCAUGUAGCCAUUGUUACUUUACAGAUAAUAAGGCAGGAUUUACUGAGGUGAUUUCUGACAAAUAGAAAGUGAAAGUUAGCCGUACACACUCAAAGUUUCCAGCCAAGUGACUGUUUCUGUGAGAGUAGGAUGGCAUCUAAAAGCUCUCUUCCUGAAGAGGAUUUCACCUGUCCUGUUUGCUUUGACAUUUUUAAGGAUCCCGUCCUUCUUUUGUGCAGUCACAGCUUCUGCAAAGACUGCCUUCAGAAGUUCUGGAGAGAGAAGAAAUCUAAAGAGUGUCCAGUUUGUAGAAGACAAUCUUCAAUGGACAAUCCGCCAGUGAAUUUGUCUUUGAAGAACUUAUGUGAGUCUUUCCUGAAGGAGAAGAGUCAGAGGGCUUCAGGAGGGUCUGAAGUGCUCUGCAGUCUGCACGGUGAGAGACUCAAGCUGUUCUGUCUGGAGGAUAAACAGCCCAUAUGUGUGGUGUGUCAGGCUUCCAGGAAACACUCAGGACACCAGUUCCUUCCGAUAGAUGAAGCUGCACUAGAUUAUAAAGAACAACUCAAUGCUGUACUGAAGCCCUUGCAAGAGAAACUGGACAAAUUUGAAGAAGUUAAACAGACAUGUGACCAAACAGCCAGUCACAUUAAGGUCCAGGCCCAUCAGUCAGAGAAGCAGAUCAAGGAGGAGUUUGAGAAGCUUCAUCAGUUUCUGAAAGAUGAAGAGGAGGCCAGAAUAAGAGCACUGAAGGAGGAAGAACAGCAGAAGAGUUUGAUUAUGAAAGAGAAGACUGAAGAAAUGAGCAAGGAGAUGUCCACUCUUUCAGAUACAAUAACAGCCAUUGAGAAGCAGAUGGUUGCUGAAGACAUCAUCUUCUUACAGGUAUGGACAUGUGGUUUCAGUUCAGUUGGAAAAAUGGUGAGAAUAUUGAGAUUAACUGAACUGAAAUCUGUGCUGUAUGCUGUUUUCCAGAACUUCAAGGCUACCAUAGAAAGUUCUACGUGCACACUGCAAAAACCACAGAGAGUUUCAGGAGCUCUGAUUGAUGUGGCAAAGCACCUGGGCAACCUGAGGUUCAGAGUCUGGGAGAAGAUGAAGGACAUAGUUCAGUUCACUCCUGUAGUGUUGGACCCAAACACUGCAGACCCAUCGCUCAUCAUUUCUGAGGAUCUGACCAGCUUUGGAUGGACAUAUCCUAGACAGACACUCCCUGAUAAUCCAGAAAGAUUAGAUUUUAAUGAAUGUGUCCUGGGCUCUGAGGGCUUCAACUCAGGGUCACCCUACUGGGAUGUUGAAGUUGGAGACGGUACAUACUGGUGUGUGGGUGUGACCACAGAGUCCAACCAGAGGAAGGGGGACACCUUCACAUGGGAGAGAGUGUGGCGUGUGGAGUAUGAUGGAUUUGGAUGGGAUGUUUCAGGACCUGUGCAUGCAUUGAAAUGGAAUCUCCACACACUCAGAGUGCAUCUGGAUUUGGAUAAAGGACAGCUGUCAUUCUCUGAUCCUCUACAAAAUACACACUUACACACUUUCAAACACACAUUCACUGAGAAAGUCCUUCCCUUCUUCUGCAGCCACAGGUCACCACUGAGUAUUUUACCCCUGAAGCCCUCGGUGACAGUUGGACAGCGCACACUAUGUUGA